This is a messenger RNA of Danio rerio (zebrafish), 12095 nucleotides long. The record is from RefSeq and is a predicted model, not a curated record. NCBI's taxonomy places the organism in Eukaryota, Metazoa, Chordata, Actinopteri, Cypriniformes, Danionidae.
GCCUAAAAAUGGGAAUAAUGUUAUAGUUAAAGUCACUCAAAAGUUUAUUGUCAAUUCAACCACGUGCAGGACAUAUGGGGAAUCGAAAUUGUGUUACUCUCAGACCCUUUGUGCCUAACAUAUAAUAUUAAUUCAAAAAGUGGAAUUUUAAAAAAAUUACAAUAAAUACAAUUAAACAUAUGAAAGAAUCUAAAUACAUAAGUAAAACGUUUACAUUUGUAAACGACACAAUUACACUUAUGGGAACAUAGCAUAAUUAUAACAAUUAUUAUUUCACACACACACACACACACACACACAUAUUAUAAUUACAUUUCUAUAAUUAUAUUUUAAGUGGACCACCACUUUAACUCCUCCCAUCUUCAUUUUCAUAUUAUUUUUUGUUAACCUUCACCUCUAGGUGGUCUCUUUCUGAGUGUUCUGAGGAAACUCCGUGUGUCCCAAUCCCUCCCUCCCUCUCGCGCCUCAGCACCGCUCCCUCGGGCCGUUCCCGUGACUUUCAGCACCACGGAGAGCACCGAUCUCCAGCGCGCUCGAUGUAUUCCCCCACAAACAGUCUGCAGAGACUGAGAAGCCGAGAAGGGCAAAGAGAAAAGCGAUUAUCCCGAUCACUGCAGAGAACAGACUGUUCCUUUAAGAGAGAGAGAGAGAGAAAGAGAGAGAGGAAGAUGGCGAAAGAGAUAGAAGAUUAAAAAAUGCUAUUUAAUCACUAACUAUUUGUAUUGUGCUCAUCCUGAUACUUAAUUCGAGCUGCAUGUUUAGUAAAUGCUCUUUGCAGUUACUCCAAAUCGCCAGUUCGAUUGCACGGCGCCGCGCAAGGACGUACGCGCGCGCGCACACACACAUACACACGACCGCACACGCUCGCUCGUUCUCCCGGAGUCGCGCGCACACACACACAUCGCCUCACACGCGUACGGCACUGCCUGCGAAAACCAGCUGGAGAAAACGAGCUCAGAGAGAAAGAGAGGGAGAGGAACAGAGGAUAAACGCGAGAGAGCCAGACAAAGAAAGGCAGGGACGGACGGAGAAAAGGAGCGAAUAGAAGCGCGACCGGCUACGGGAGAGGCGAAUUACGCGGAGUGAAGACGAGAGAGGAAGGAGGAGGACCGGGAGGGUGGAUCAGGAAGCAGGCUGUGGCUCUCUCUUGUAGGCAGCGGAGCGCGGUGAAGGCAUUAUGGGAAAUGCACCAUCCCAAGACCCGGAGCGUGGCGGAGGUCACAUGAUCUCCACAGAUGACCUGGAGUACCCGCGCGAGUAUCGCACGCUGGGCAACAACACUCGGAGGUUCUCUAACGUGGGUCUGGUCCACACCUCCGAGCACCGGCACACGGUCAUCGCCGCCCAGAGUCUGGAGACCCUCACCAACCUGCACAAGGCUGACAUGGAGCGCAAACGGGAUGUCUUCAUGGACCACCUGAAGAACAAGUACCCGCCCCAGCACUCACUGCCACCCUCACCAUCACCCUCACACGGCAGCAUGAGGGGCAGCGCUGAGAGGAGUGCACGAGAACAGCAACAGCCAAACUACUGGAGCUUUAAGAGCCGUAGUCCACGUCACUCUCAGUCCACUCAGUCAGGUUUGGCAGACCAAGCGUCUAAACUGUCCUUCGCCUCUGCUGAGUCUCUGGAGACCAUGUCUGAAGCCGACAUGCCGCUGGGUUUUAACCGCAUGAACCGUUUCCGCCAGAGCCUCCCGCUCUCCCGCUCCGCAAGUCAGAAUAAACUGCGCUCUCCAGGUGUGCUGUUCCUCCAGUUUGGAGAUGAGACCCGGCGUGUUCACAUCACCCAUGAGCUUAACAGUCUGGAGACGCUGCACGCACUCAUCGUGCACAUGUUCCCUCAAAAACUGACUGCAGGAAUGCUCAAGUCGCCUAACACAGCCAUCCUGAUCAAAGAUGAAGCCAGAAAUGUCUUCUACGAGCUGGAGGAUGUGAGGGACAUACAGGACCGCAGCAUCAUCAAAAUCUAUCGCAAAGAACCCAUCUACGCCUCCUAUCCUGCAGCGCAUCUGGCCAACGGAGAUCUCAGGAGAGAGAUGGUUUACACGUCCCGUGACUCCUCACCUACUCGCCGCCUCAACACUCUCCCUUCCUCCAGCACUUCACACUCCUCCGGCUCCCCUUCCCGAUCCCGUCUCUCCUACAGUGGAGGUCGCCCACCUUCGUUCGCCGGUCCGGGACACCCUCAUCCCCAGGGCCCCCAGCAUUCACAACACUCCCACCACCCAUCACCCUCACACGGACAGGGUCAAGGCCUCACCCCAUCCUCCUCCGCCAUCCUGGAGCGGCGCGAUGUCAAACCAGACGAGGAGAUGUCUGGGAAAAACAUGGUCCUUCUGAAGAACGAAGGUCUCUACGCUGACCCCUACAGUUUGAUGCACGAGGGACGACUUAGUAUAGCUUCCACUCAAUCGCUGGCCACCAUUGCUGACCCGUUCGGCUUCCCGGUUUCAGGAGGCCUAUACCGCCGAGGUUCGGUUCGGUCGCUUAGCACAUACUCAGCCGCAGCUCUACAAAACGACCUGGAGGACAGUCUGUAUAAACCUGGAGGAUCUCUGUACUCUGAUGCCUACAGCAGCUCCACUUUAGGAAUGGGUUUUCGGCUGCCACCUUCAUCCCCGCAGAAGAUACCAGACGUGCAGCUGCGCGACAGAGAUUCGUUCACUGGAUCUCCAAGCCGAGGGUCGCCAGUGAGGACCACCUUCAGAAAGGACUCGGCUUCGUCUUCUGUGUUUGUGGAGAGUCCUAAGUCUAGACCCAGCUCUAGUUCGGAACCGCUGGGAGAUGGAAGUAAAGGAGCUGGAUUCGGAUCACCGCUCUCUGGAGGAGAGAUCGACUCACGCAGGGAUCGUAUGGAGGCAAUGGAGAAGCAGAUAGCCAGUCUGACUGGACUGGUCCAGAGUGUCCUGACUCGAGCUCCAGACAGUGACAGCACAUGCGGCCUGCUGCGUCUCUGCAUGAUGGCGGGCUGCCCUCCGGACCAGGGGGCGGACUUCUCACGGCCCUUCCCUUUCUCUUCCAGCGAGAAGACCGAAUCCACCAGCGAAGGAUCCGCCACGGGAACUGGCCGGCUGAAGAAGAAAGCGCUGACUCCAUCAGCCCCACUGGCGCUGAUGCCUCCGCCUUCAUCUGGAGGCUCUCAGGCCUCCACCGUUUCCAGACUACAGAUGCAGCUUCACCUGCACGACCUCCAACAGAAUGCCACUGAUCUGCGCAAACAGCUUGCACAGCUGCGGAAAAUGCAGUUGCAGAACCAGGACUCCAUACGGAGUUUACUGAAGAGAACCGAGACUGAGCUGAGUCUGCGUCUGUCUGAUGCACUGAGGAAACAGGAAGACCCUCUCCAGAGACAGCGCCUUCUAGUGGAAGAGGAGAGACUCAAGUACCUGAACGAGGAGGAACUCAUCAUACAGCAGCUGCAUGAUCUGGAAAAGUCAGUGGAGGAAAUUCAGAAGGAGAUUUCAGUCAAUCACAGACAUGUGACCGUGCAGGAGCUGGAGGAGAAGAGCUCAAUGCUAAGGAAACUGGGAGAGACUCUGACGGAGCUAAAGAAUCAGUUCCCUGGGCUCCAGAGUAAAAUGCGGGUGGUGUUACGAGUGGAAGUGGAAGCGGUGAAAUUCCUGAAAGAGGAGCCUCACAGGCUGGACGCCUUGUUGAAACGCUGCAAAUCCAUCACUGACACUCUCACCACACUAAGAAGGCAGGUGAAUGAGGGAGUGUGGAAAAGCCAGGAUGAGUUUUCCAGCCCCUCUGCUAAACUUGGAGGAGGGGACGAGUACAGAAAGAACACAGACUUUGACAUUCCAACCAGCCCACCGCUGAGCCUCAAUGAGAGCAGCUUGGCUAACUGGAGCCCUCACCCAGGGCAAGGUCAUGGCCACUCUAACUCGUCCCAUGCACAGCGAGAGAAGGACUCUCAUGGGGUCAUGGUGGGCUCACUGAAGACCCGGGGUCUGGAGGAGCUCGGAGGAAGAGGAGGGUCUGAGAAAGCCUCAUCUGUGGAAGUCAGACUGGCAGCGGAGCGUGAUUGGGAAGAGAAGAGGGCCAGUCUGACACAGUACAGCGCUCAGGACAUCAAUCGACUGUUGGAGGAGACUCAGGCAGAGCUCAUGAAGGCCAUUCCUGACUUGGACUUUGCCGCCAAGCAGAUCAAACCUGCUCAGAACCAGAAUCAGAACCAGAACCAGAACCCAAACCAAAACCAGAAUCCAAGUCCAUCCAGCACCAAUGCCACACCUGAACACAGGCCUAACAAACCUCAGCAUAAACUCAACAGUAAAGAUAGCGGAUCUAGACGAGGCUCAGAUGAACUGACGGUGGCAAGAUAUCGAACAGAGAAGCCUUCAAAAUCACCUCCUCCUCCACCGCCCCGCCGUAGCUUCCCCUCCUCGCCGGGGCUGACUACACGUAGCGGAGAGAUAAUCAUCCCUGGAAAGAGUAUAAAGAAAUCUGAAUCAGAGGAGGCCGAGUCCCAGAAGCCGCACGUGAAGCUGCGCAGAAGUAUAUCUGAAGCCCCUCGACCAGCCUCCACCCCUCCAACCAUCGCUGGCGGAGAACGAGAGGAAGCUGAUGAUGAAAAACUAGCAGCCGAGCUGGAGCAGCAGCUGACUCCAUCUAAGUCUGGUUUUCAUGAAAACUCCAGUGAUUUGACACAGAAACCUAUGAUUCAGCAUGGGGUGUCCUCCAAUCCGGUUCCCCAGAUAGUCUUGACUGAAUGCGGCUCUCUCCCCAUGUCCCCUUCUGAGGACUCAGCAGAGAACAGGCCGUCCAGUGAUGAUCAGACUAUUAAAGACAAUGACACUGGAAACGACAUCAGAGUCAGCUACUUCAGCCACAUUGUCAGGACUCCACGUCUGUCGCUAUGGAAACAAGACUUGACAACCAGCCAAAAAGUCCCUCAGAUACAAGACUUGGAUGCAGCCCAGAGAGAGCUCCAGUGUCCCGUCCAUGAUGUGACCCAGUCAUGCCUGCCCUUAACAAGGGAGAGAGCAAUUAAACAGCCUCUGAGGAGGGAACCCAGGGUUCAGGAGUCUCUCGAGGCAGUGACAGAGGCAAAAGACAAGCCAAUGAGAAAGUCGGACACUAUACUGUCUGUUUCGCUGCAGAAUGGGGCUGCAGAGACACCUCAGAACAGUUUGAUUCGCACGCAAGGAGUCGGAGGGGAAAAGGAAGAUAUCUGCCACAGCACGUACCGUCGACUGGACAGCCUGGAAGAAACCAUCCGUGAGCUGGAGCUCAGCCUGAUGGAGUUUAGCACUGAUCCCCACAUGGGCAACUUCUUCCACCCGUCUGCACAGAUGCCAAGUUCCUCCACAGAGAGAUCUGGCAGCAUUCGACAAAUGGCACAAUCCCCUAGUGAUGGAGGAGGAACAGCCAGACCUAUAGUGCCACCCAAACCGUCCUGCAUCAGUACAUCCACAGCUAAGACUAGUGGUGGGAAGGCGUUGUCCCGUCUCAAGCAUCUGCAGCAGAGCGGAUCAGAAAAAAUCAAAACUAGCAAGCAGAGAGAGGACUUCCUGAAGAAUCAUGGACAACAGCAGGCUUUGAGUCUAAACAUCAGUAGAGCCAGAGCAACUGAGUCACUUCUUGUAAGCACCAGAGCUGCAAGUUUCUCGGGUCACCUGCCCUCUGGAUUGAGGAAAUACCCUCAGGAGGGGGCACUGUCCUCCUUGACAGCCUCGUCCAACCAGGCCAAAGCUCUUCUGGCUAGUCUCUCCACAUCCAGCCUUUCAGCUGAGGCCCUGCUCCUCUCCUCCACCUUCAGACACAACCGGUUACUCAGAGAGCAGAACUUCAACUCUUCAAGCCUUCCUCUUCACGUCUCCAAUGGCCGUUCUCCUCCUUCUCCAACCUCACCCACAUCCUCUUCCUCGCCCCAAUCGCCCUCUGCUCUCACCUCACUGAGUCUAUCCUCACUGGCUCUAAAACCCUCCACUACCCGCAGCCUGGAAUUCUACAAGGAGCAAAACAAGACGGAGCCAAAGACGGUGACUCCGGAAGACAAUGAAUAACCUGGCUGUAAAUGUUCCACAUAUGGAAAGCAAAGACUGCAAAUAGAAUAAAUUUAAUGCAACUUACCUGAAAGUUCCUGGAAGGUUAGUUUCUGUAGCGUAUUGUUUCCUACCCUUUCCAGGGCUAUCCCUACCAAAACGCCUUUAGGAUAACAAUUAAGUAGUGCAUGGAGGUGGAUAACUUAUUGUUCUACAUCACAGGUUUACUUUUCUCUAGCUUUUGAGCAGAUUCAAAUUGUACACCCUACUUUGACAUGCGUUUCUGCCAGUUCGCCAAACUAGAGAACCAACAGAUGGGCUUGGACACUCACCACCAGCCUGUUUCCAGCUCCACCACACAGCCAGCAUCACAACACCCACGGGAGGCCUGGGGAAGGACUCUUUACCCAAACCCUCAUUCAUUUGCCAAAUCUCACAUGUUGGAGAUCUAGCUAAGUUCAGUAGAUGUCCAUCAAGUGUAAAAUCAAGACUGUAAGACUAUGUAAAACCAAGUAGAGUUGCAAUAAUCGAAAGUAAGUACUGUUGUAGUCGGUGUUUGUUGAGACGUUUUAUUGCUCAUAUCUAUAUCAACAAAUGGAAUGUUUUUAAAAAUAUACAGAAAAAACCUUAAUGGAGGCAGCGUUACUCGUAAUGUAGACUUUGGCUAACAGUUGUACUGCUAAAGAGAAAUUACUGAAAUUGGUGCUAUGGUUAAUAUUUUGCUGAUUAUCCACUCACCUUAAAGGAACUGUUCACCCCCCAAAAAAUGAUUUAAUCAAUUAAACAUUUAUGUAUUGUUCCAAGCCGAUAUAACAAAUUUUAGAAGAAAAAAAAAGUCUUUUAUUUAUUUAUUUUUUGUAGUGUAGGGUGUGAUUUGGACCUCAUUUUAUGUUCCAGAAAGUCAUAGAGGCUUGGAAUUGACAUAAAGGUGGAUGAUGACAUCAUUUAUCAUUUUAGGUGAACUAAUCCUUUAAUGGUCAUACACUGCCUAAGAGUACAAGUUUGUUCUCAUUUGCACACAAAUAAGUCUUCAUACAGACAUUUUACAUGCUUGCUAUAACUUAGCACAAGUUUUCAUGGCAACCAAGGAAUUGUGGGAAACUGAAGGCCUGCAUGCUUUAAAUCACCUAAGUAUAUUGGAUGGAAUCUGGCUCAAUUUCAUAGGAGUCAUUGUUUUCUAUAUAUAUGUACACUACUACCUAGUAGUCAUUAAAAAAAGCACAACAUGGUUUAGAGCAGGGGUGUCCAAACUCAAUCCUGAAGGGCCAGUGUCUUACCUAUUUUAAUUCCAACCCUAAAUAAACACACCUGAACCAGCUAAUCAAGCUCUUUCUAGGUAUACUAGAAACUUCCAGGCAAGUGUGUUAAAGGACACUAACCCUCCAGGACCGAGUUUAGACACUCUGGUUUAAAGGCUAGUGAUAGUACAAUGAUCUGACAAUCAUCAAACAUUCGGCACAAGCUUGAGUUAACCAUUGAGUCUUGCAGAUUGAAUUCCAAUUUAAAAUCAGCUUGUAAUGGUCACCAUGUAAGGAUGUCACAAGUAAGAAGACUGAAGGUAGUUCCACUUUGCGUAUGCCAGUGGGCAUGGUCCAUCACAUAGAAGACAUCUAUGUGAAAAAGCAUUCCAUCUCAUCCUUUCUCCUAAUAAGCUAAUCAGACUGUUCUAUCGAAACCUCAUGCACUUAGAUUUACUUUUAUUUUAACAAGGCAAUUGUGUGCAAGUUUAUGAUUACCUACAAAGAGGAUACAAAUAUGAAUAUCACAUCUAUUAUAUGGUUUCAUCUCAAAGUUUGUUUGGUCAUCAAGGCUCUGGUUAUGCCCACUCAUCUUCCUAUCCCAUUUCAGCCAUCAUGACAUUCGCACACACUCUGUUAACGCCUUUUUCCCCUUCUCACAUCAAUAUUUCUAUGUUCCCUAUGUAAAUUUGUGAAUGCCACAACCUGCAGGUUUUGAGCCCAGAGAAUUUAAAUGUGAAAAGGUGACUGAGAGAGGGAAUAUAAUAAGUUGAAUAGAGCAAGACGGGAGAUUUUUCCAGCUUUCUGACAAAACGAAUGUGUGAAAUUGAUUUCUCGUGGUGCAGGGUUUAAAAUAAUGGCUUAAGCACUAUUUCGACGGCGAGAGUAAAUGGCCAGAGGGAGAGAUUAGUGGUGUUACUCCGUGUCUCUCAGCCAAAUCGGUCUGUAACUCAUGUCCGAAAUGCACAAUGAUUCACAUGGGGAGGUGCUGGGAGAAACAAAAGGUCAAGCUUAGCCUGUUGCAUUCAUAGAAAUCUCUUAAUUUAAGGCACGGUUUAAAUGUGGUGUGUGGAUGAAAGGAAAAAUGAGUUUAUUCGAGAUUAACAUCUGAAUCUGCGAGUUAUACAAAAAGCUGAGAAAAUUUCAUGUUAUGCCUGUGCAAAACAACAAAAAGCAUGUCAGCCAAGAGUUAUGUCCGAAUUCAUAAAACAGACAAAAGGUCCCACUGGACUUACUACUCUGAGCGAGAUUUAGACUUAUGGACUCUUAAGCCUAAUGGUCUUGCUCCAUUCCCAGACAUUCAUCAUAUGCGCAAGUCAGCACGGACCACAAAACAUAUCAGACCCAUUUGAAUUACGCAGUAAGCUCAGUAAGAGAAAUGGUGAGUCAGAAUGACUAUUAUAGACUGUGGCUGUCAUGAGUCUGAUGUACUUUAGCUCAACUUUGAACAGCAGAGUUGUUAUUUAGACUGAAGGCAAUUGGGGGAGAGGCUACUUUAUGUCCCGCCUUGUCUUCCUGUUUCAGUUGAGAUUAAACAUUGGAUGCACAUUUCAAAGCACUUCAAACACCUUUUUAAUUGUCGAAUACUUCUACAGUGCCUGUUGCUGACUAUUUAAGUAAAUCUUGGAGGUUUGAGGUUUCAUUUUUAAAAAUCUAGUGAAGCAGAUGGUGAUGGUUCUCUGAAGCCAUUUGGUGAUUUUCAUUCAACACUUCACAUUUAAAUAUCGGUUUGGCUUUCUUGAAACCUCAGCUGAGAUGGUACAAAAAAGCACAACAGUGGGGACUGUACCCAGUUGAGAACCUCCUAAAGGGGAUUGAGCCAUACAAAGCAGUAGAAAAGCACCAUAAAAUGAUAAAUGGGAAAACCUGCAUUUUGGUGGACACUUGUACAUGGCGGCCAGUGCAUGUCUGUAAAACUACUGAAAAGUCUGAAUUAGGUGAGCAUCAUAUUGCGCUAUCAUAGAAGGCCACAGAAGAGGAUUUGUGAAUGGUAUUGAAGUGACGCAACUGAUGCUAUAUAUCAGUGGUCCUCAACCACCAGGCCAAUUGGUACCAGGCCGCACAAGAAAUCAAUAAUUAUUUACAUUUUAUUUAUUAUCCGAGUCUGUACAAUCUUUUAUUUAGAAAAAUGACCGUUUUCGUAUGCUUACAUCUCAUUUGAGCCCCAAAAAUUUAACCGACAAGCAGCAACAUGAGUAGGAAACAGAUGUCUUUGGAAAGUUUCUUUGCUAAGGGGAAAAGGCCCAGUAAAGGACCCGCGAACUGCCAAAGAAUAGAUCCAAAUCAAGUGAAUCCAGCAUGUCUGUGCAAGUGGAUCAACUGCUGGUGAUCGCAAAUGAUGGCGGCCUUUCAGGGGCCAUUCGCAUAUUGCAUCUUUUUUUGGUGCAAGUUCGUUAUUUUCAAUGGAGGUGCGCUGCUUGCACGCUCAAGUGGUGUGACGCACUCGUGCCUUCUAGUCACGCCCAGUAAAAUGAAUGCCAUGAGCGCACCGCGAAUCACGUGACAGGAACUGACGGAUCAGCCUUAUACUUUGAAUUAAACUUACACAUUUUAGUAGACUAAUUAGUAAUUUUCUCCAUAAAUAAAACUUGUAUUAGAGUAACAUUAAUGCUUUCUCAGCUUGUUAUCCCACUUAAUGAUCCCCAGCAACAUACGAGCCAACCCCCUUCACCGGUCCCACACAUAACCCCCACCCGCUCCCAGCCUGUGUUAAAAUUGUCCAAAAAUGUUAAAAUUUUAGUCUACUUCACACAUUCACACUACAUACAGAAGAUACUUUAGAUGGCUCAAUGCAAAUUUACUUUUUACCAUAGACCAAGAGAUGAUGCAAUGAAUGGCACUGUGGUUUACCACUUCCUUAAAACUCCAUGUGUAAAAAAAAAAUCGUUCAUGCAAGCUUCAUAUUCCCAUUUCUACUGCUCAAAAUACUAUUACAAACUAGCAAAUUAGAUGAAUUCAGCAAUUCAUGCUGCAGUUAGCGCACUGCACCGAUCAAAACGUUACCCUUGUGGUUACAGUUUCUCAGAAACGAGAAGUGGGUUUCAUGCUUGGAUGGAGAUGGUAAGAAUCUACAGCACUUCCUGUCAGUAAGUACACUUCAUCCUCUUAGUUAAGCCAUGGGUUGAAAUUCGUGAGCUAAGAAAAGACUUUCCUGACCCCCUCAGAGACUGCAAUGAAUAUAUGUAGGAAGGUGGUAAAAUCUCCCUCUUAAAAGUAGGAUCUUUCUGUCUUAAAACAAGGUAUAACAUUAGCUCAGACAUGAUAUGCACAUCUUCAAAGUUAUUUUUCACUUAACACUGUUGGUUAAAAAAAAAGAAUGAUGCAAAAUUUGCUUUGUAUAUUUUUUUGUUUUUUUAUUUUUUUUUAUUAACAGAUUUAUUUGUACAUAUUUUUGUUUUUUAAAUACGUAUAUAGCUAAAUUAUUUAUUCAAGUGUCUUUUUGUAUAUUAAGUUGAAAAUAUUACUCUGUACAGCCCAUUUUAUGUAUAAUGUACAGCUGCAUCUUAACCACAGGUUUAUAGUUUUGUUAAUUAUUAUAAGUUGUUGGGUGAAUCUGAAGAAAAAAAAGCCUCUGUCCACCAAAAAGAAUCAAAUUAUAUGAGUGAAAUCAGGAUACUUACAAAGCUCAACUCUGUAUUGUGACCUGAGGGUGUCAUUUGCUUUAACUGAUCAUUUGUUGUUUUGGGUGAAAUCAACAAUGUGAAUAAUGUUAACUGCACGGCCCUUGUCUGCCCUCUAGUGGAUGGGAGUAAGUCUGCAACUUCUAUGCUUAUACUUUAGUUCCUCAGCGAGACAAGCUGAUGUAUAAAUCGAGUGAAUGUACAAAUGCCUUGGUCAACAAAACCGCUGCUUAAAUGUUUCUGCCACAUACUGCUAAUUUUGAAUCACAAGUUGCAGUUUCCCCCCCUCAGAAAGACUGCGGGGAAAUAGGAGGAGCUGGACGCCUCUUCUAGUUAUGCCAGGCCCAAACUAUCACAGAGAAUUUUAAAGAAAGCACAUUCUUUGUUCAUAAAUGGUCUAUGAUGGAACGUCUUUAUGUAGAAUAUUUUAGCAGAGCUCUUUAGUCCCUUAAAUGAGAUUUUUCUACAUAGAUGUGUGAAUGUUACACAAUUCUGACAUCGAUAUUAUUAAAAUACUACUGAACAGUAAAAUAAAAUGAGAAGAGACUAUAACAUGUAUAUAAAAGCGUAAUUAUUUGAGAGUCCUACAAAAUUAUGUCCAGAAAAAAAGGUUUUAUUUAAAAGAUGGAGUUAUAAGGUAUAUAUUAAAAGUAAAAAAAUACUAAAAACAAUAAUUAUAGCAAUGCAUGUAUAUUCUAAAAGCAAUCGCACGGUGCAGAUGAUUUUAAAAAACAAAGUUAUCUACAUGUUUUUUUUUUUUAUAAAAAAUAGAGUCAACGGAAAGAAUAGAGAGGUUCACAGCUCGUAGAGACAAAGUAUAUGAAAAAAAUGACUUUUUCUAUGUCUGAUUUCUUUGUAGCUCAGGCAUGUCCAGUCUUACUGUAACCUGUGAUGAUGUACAAACCAGACUUGAUUGGCAAGCUCUGAGUGUGUUUUACUGAGUGAUUAAAACUCCGCUCGGACCAUCAACCGAUCCUUUACCCACGCUGUGACCGUCCCAUCUCUAGACUAGAGGAAUAUACCACCUGAGCGUCGCUCUAUAUACAAAUAAGAUAUAUAAACACCUAUAGAUACAGAAGAAAAAGAAAUUAAUUUGUCAGUGUGGAUGCCAUGAUAACUUUGUGAGAAAUGUGAUUUUAUUUGAUUUGGAUUUUUUUUUUUCCUGUGAGAAAACGUCGAGAGCUGAGAUCUUUUGUACAUACUUGCUGUGGUUGUGUGUCUAAUAAAGUACAGCUCUCUUCUACG